UUUUGUACAAACUAUCUAAACUUCAGACUUGAUUACCCAAUGAACCCGAUUUUAAAAAUGUAAAUCUAAAAUGAAACGCAUUGUAACUGUGCCAGAGAACCCUCCAAUGUAAACGUUGGGUAUGUUGCGUUUCAAUCGUGCACAUUACACAGCGUUCUUUUUCCUGCCUAAUUGGCCCCUUGUGGGUGUAGUCUGCAUGCUUUUAGCCAGCUGGGGAGAGCAGCUGUCAAUCAAACGUCAUCUUUAUAACUCGCGGCAGGGGCUGCAUCUCUGCGUCUCAGGAUAAAGCAGGGCACGGGCAAGAGCUCCGCUCUAAACUCCUGACUGCCUGCUCUGAACUCCUCUGCUGUGAUCUUCUCAACCAAAACCCGUUUACGUCUUCAGAUUACCUAAUUUUUCGAAGUUUUUUUCCUCUCAGUUAUUUUCUUUCAGUUCUUCUGGCUGUCUCUUGAGUUGUCAGAUUCAUUUACUUUUAGUUUUUGUGCCAGGUUAUCUUUGAAAUCGAUGGAUAAGCUAGUUGGAAACAGCACGGCUGUGGAGAACAGCUCCUCCAACAAGUGGCCGUUCAACGGACCCGGCUUGUUCCACCAUCGGGACCCCGGCGAGCUCCGGGUGUUGGUGCCAGCUAUUCUGGGGGUCAUCUGUGUCCUGGGCGUGGCCUGCAAUCUCACCGCAAUGGUCAUCCUGUUCUCGAACGCUCACAGGGGCAAGCUGUCCCUCAUCAACUCGCUCAUCUUCAACCUGAUGUUCGCCGACCUGCUGGUGCUGAUGUUCGCCGUCCCUUUCAGGGCCGUCUCCUACUCCAGGUCCAGCUGGAGCCUGGGCUGGACGGUGUGCAAGACGGCCGACUGGUUCCUCCAGUCCUGCAUGGUGGCCAAGAGCCUGACGGUGGCUUUCAUGGCCAAAGCCUGCAGCCAGUACGUGUCGAACCCCACCCGGCAGGUGAGCAUCCACCUGGGCUCCAUCCUGGUGGUGCUCCUCUUCAUCUGGCUGUCCGCCUGCUCGGUCACCAUCCCCCUGUGGCUGUUUGCCGAGCUGCGCAGGGACGUCCGCCGGCUCGCGUGCGUGCUGAUGCUUCCUCCAGAAGCCAGGGACUUCAUGUCCGUGUACGUCAAAGCAUACCCUCUGGGGGUCUACUGCGCACCGCUCGGCUUCGCCCUCAUGUACUUUUGGAAGGCGUAUGGCCACUGCCAGCGUCGCUCCACCAAGUCUCAGAACCUGCGCACGCAGAUCCGAUCCCGCAGGCUCACCUUGAUGCUUUUCUGCCUCACCCUGGCCAUGGCUGUCCUGUGGCUUCCCCAGUGGGUGGUGUGGCUUUGGGAGCGCCACCUCGCAGAGAAAGAAACCCAAGGAGCUCAGCCACUGAGCGCCUCUCCUCCCCUUUUCCUCGCCCUCUCCGCUCAGCUGCUCACCUUCACCCUGUCUUUGGUCAACCCUCUGAUUGUCCUCUUCCUCUCUGAGGAGUUCAGAGAGAGUUACCGGGGGCUGUGGAGGCGCCUCACCCUACGCAAACAGCCGCCGCCGAAGCCAAAGCCCGGACCCCAUAACCCUACCUCUCUCCAGUCCCCCUGUCCCCGACCGGAGACCUCGGGGCAGCUGAGGGAGGAGAAGGGGCUCCCUACCAGCUCCAGCAAGGAGAUCAGCAGCGAGGCUCAGCCUCCGCCGGAGCAAGGCAAACCUAGAGGGGAGAAAGAGGCGGACAGGGCGAGCCUCAAAGACGGGAUCGUCUUGCCCGACGUGGAGCAGUUCUGGCAGGACAGGGAGACCGGACUGCAGACAGAUGAGAACGAUCCAGUGCCGUGGGAGAACCAGACCCAAGAAGCUGAAAAAUAACAAGCUCCUCUCCGGCUGAUUCCCAAACACAGCUCCGCCAACCGCUGCAAUGUAAAUCAUCGAUGUUCUCUCCUCUGUCUGUGCAAUGUUGCUCCAAGGUAAGAACUGCAA
This is a messenger RNA of Fundulus heteroclitus (mummichog), 1944 nucleotides long. RefSeq names its product G protein-coupled receptor 151 (gene gpr151). Bases 505 to 1833 code for a protein of 442 amino acids. Lineage: Eukaryota; Metazoa; Chordata; Actinopteri; Cyprinodontiformes; Fundulidae. The record is from RefSeq and is a predicted model, not a curated record. Gene Ontology annotation, biological process: G protein-coupled receptor signaling pathway. The transcript has a single exon. Gene Ontology annotation, molecular function: G protein-coupled receptor activity. Gene Ontology annotation, cellular component: membrane.